Molecule: messenger RNA, 2487 nt
Organism: Equus quagga
Lineage: Eukaryota; Metazoa; Chordata; Mammalia; Perissodactyla; Equidae
Product: apolipoprotein L2-like
Exons: 4
Coding region: 302-1300 (332 amino acids)
Biological process (GO): lipid transport; lipoprotein metabolic process
Cellular component (GO): extracellular region; membrane
Molecular function (GO): lipid binding
Source: RefSeq, a predicted model, not a curated record
UUCAGUUUCCCUACUGGGUCCCCAAGUAUAUCUGGGCCCAGAGGAUGUGUCUGGUUAUAGCACUAGCUCAGAGGAGCUAGUUUCAGUUUCUCUUUUUAGUUCUGAAGUAUAUUUGGGCCCGGAGGAUGUAUCUGGUUGUUGCACAGACACACAGCCUGUGACUGGAUCUGCACAGCUAAGAACUGGAUCUUGUUCUCACUCAGCCAGAGGAAGAUUCCUUGGGUGAAGCCACACCUCCUUCCAGACUGGACGCACACUGGCGAGCUGUCAGGGAGAACUCUGAGAUCCCACUGCUGACACCAUGAGCUCAGAAGCCGGUGCCGUCUCCCCAGAGAGUGAAAGCUCUGUUGAGGACAUGACUGAGUCUUUCCAGAACAGAGUGAGCAGAGAGGGACUGCAGCGCCUGCAGCUGACUGAUGAGGAGGCCUGGAAGAGACUGGUGGCUGGGGGUGGUUUGUCAAGGGAUGAGGCAGACACACUACACAAAUGUCUGAAGAAUCUGAACAUAGACCAACUGAAUAGGGAGAAGUUUUUGAAUGAGUUUCCUCAGGUGAAACAGGAGAUUGAGAAGCGCAUAAGACAGCUCCCCGCGCUUGCUGACAAGAUUAACAAGAUACACAGGGACUGCACCAUCUCCAACGUCGUGGCCAAAUCUGCUGGCACUGUGUCUGGCAUCCUGAGCAUCCUUGGCCUGGCUCUGGCACCCGUGACAGCAGGGGCCAGUCUGGCACUCUCAGCAACUGGGAUGGGGCUGGGAGCAGCAGCUGGUGUGGUCAGUAUGUCCAGCAGCAUCGUGGACUACUCAAGCAAGUUGUCAGCAAAAUUCAAAGCCAGUCAACAGGUGUCAACUGACAUCAACAAAGGGGAGAUAGUCAAGGAAACUCUAGAUCACAUCACACCCCAUGUUGCCUCCUCAAGAAAGAAUUUUACCCAAGUCCUGAAAAUAAUUAGGGAGGACAUCGAUGCAAUGAAGGUAACCAAGGGCAAACCUCAGGUAGCAGCCCCUGCCAAAUGCUUCAUGACCAUUACGAGAAUCUCAGCCCAAAGCUGCAGGCUGAUGAGGAAAGUUCUUGGACGUACCACUCUGGCAAUGACCAAAGGAGUCCGGAUCGUGGGUGGGGCCACUGCCGGUGUCUUCCUUCUGUGGGAUGUGGCCAGCCUUGUGAUGGAGUCAAAGCAUUUGCAUGAAGGGGCAAAGGCAGAGUCAGCUGAAGAGCUGAGGCAGCAGGCUGAGGACCUGGAGAGGAUUUUGGAGAAUCUCACCGAGAUCCAUGAGAUGCUGCAGGGCCUCGCUCUGUGACCCCCAGAGUCGUGCAUGUAGCCCUACAUUUUCAUUAUCAACAGUUCUUUAUCUCUCAACAGGUUCAUCUUUGUUAGGCAGUGAUAUCUUGAUGAUGACAAUGAUGAUGAUUGUGGUGAUGAUGAUGGCAGCCAUAGUGGUGAUUUUGAUGGUGGUGGUGAUGAUGAUGGCUGCCGUGGUCAUGAUGAUAGCAGAGUAGGUGGACCAUUUGGCAAAUUACUGGUGCUCUUUGGAGUGAAUGUGCACUAAGAGAUCAAUGAAGUUCCAGUGAAACUGCAAAUGCUGCGUUGGAACUGUGGAUGAUUUGAAAAAGAAAAUAAAGGUGAAACCAGAUGUGGCAGGUCACGGAAACUUGCAGUGUGUCGAGGAGAUCAACCAGCUUGGAAUCCAGAGACACAGCCUCUCUGAGCCUCAGUUUUCUCAUCAGUUGGGGCGGUGGUGCUGGACAAGAUAUAUUGCAGGUCUGUCUGGCUCUCCCCACCUUGUGUUCUAUAAAGAUGGACUGAUAUACUGAGUCUUUGCUGUGUUGAAUGACAGGCUCAUCUGGGCUUCACGUGCUUGACUUCCCUUCCACAUAAGCCUAUUUUCCGUGAUCUCAGAGAGCAAGUCCUCCAUUUCUCCUCCUGCUUGUUCACUGGGCUCUGGCUCUCCCAUCUGGUCCUUUCCCUCAGACUUCGACACCCCAUAGGCCCCACUGGAACACCUGUGGUCUGCUUGUGCACAUCUGGCUUGGGCUGAGAACAGGCACGUUCCUUACCCAGUGGCGAGGAGCCAGGAUUGACCUGUGGCACGUGAAGCUGAUUAGGAUAACAAGGACAUGUGUGCAGCUGUGAGAGAGGAUCAGUGAUAAAUAGAGGGACAGAGAAAGACAGCCAGCUAGCAAACAGCCUCGCCCAAGCUACCCUCACAUUUCACCUGGACUCCUGCAAGAGCUUCAGAAUGGUCUUCUUGUGUUGACUCUUGUGGCUCUGCCCCUGUCCCCCGUUCCCACCCAUUCUCCAUGCUGGCCCAGAAUGACCCUUCAGAAUAUAGAUCUUAUCAAGCACCUGCUUCCGACUCUUCAAUGGCUCCCCAUUACUAUUAGCACAAAAGCCUAAAGCCUCCACUCAGCCUAAAGUAGACUUGGGUCCCCUGAAGGCAGAGCCGGAGGAAAGGCUCUCUCGCAGAGGGUUUCUUUGGGGGGUGAU